AUAAGGUAGAAAAAUGCGAAAAAGUGUCAUCUUGUGAAAAAUUGCAAACGUUUCGGGCAUGGGCUCGCAGACCGGAAAAGCACGGAAUUGAAAUCGAGCCUAUUUUGGGCAUAGCCCUUCUUCAGUGUGAGAACCGUUAAAAAUUAUUAGAAAUCGAUGAUGUUCGCUCUAGAACUGAACUAAUCUUGAAAAUAAGAAAUACCAAAAAAUUCUAAUAAUUGGAGGCCUUCUCUUAAAAUAUUAAUUUAUUAUAUUUAGAUAUUGAGACACCAAUUUUACCCAUGUGAAAAGCCUAAGCAGCUUUACACGCGUUUUUUUAAAAUCUAAAAUCGCCUGACGAAACCACCCACGCAACGCGCGCGAGAGCAUUAUCCGAGGAGGAACUGGAUAUCAUAUUUGUCAGCUGUCAGUCAAGAGGCUGUUAACUAAUAACAGCAAACCUUAAAUGUUCCCUCUUGACCCCUUCUACAUAUAACUAAAUAUAAAACAUUUAUUUUCUUAAAUUUCUGUCUUAUUAUUAUUAUUGUUUUUUCGUCAUAUAUCACAUAACGAGGAUCUUACUAAGUGAAUAUACAACUGUUUUCUUGGCCUGACUGAUCCUAUUUACCUAAAAACAUUCAGACGUAUAAUACAUAGCAAAGUCCAGUAUUCCACUUAACUUUUCUAUUUUCAAGCUAGCCUGCGAAAAGCCCUCUCCCGCCCCGAUCGCUUCGCUUUCAAAAUUCUUCAGCUCCGCGCUCGCCGAAUUUGUUUUCCAUCCUCGCCGGGAGCUUGUUUGCAGGCUACUUUCGGGCAACCAAACCUGCAGGGGACUCCCGAAUAAAAAGGACUGGGCCCGGGGGUGCCCGUCGUACCUUUAAGGGGUUGAAAGGGUCUUAAAAACUCGGUUUUGGUGCCUUUUAGGGCGUUCAGUCAACCUCAAAAGGUCCACAGCGGGAGCAUUUACGGUACCUUUUAGGGUAUUGAACCGAGGAAAAUAUGAAUGACGACAAUGUGUUGUUCAGAAUCUUAGGGGUGAAAAACACUUCAAGCCAGGCCCAAGAAAUAGGUUCUUGGUACCACUGUUAGCGGUCCUUGUCAAAAUUCCCGACCACCACCCGGUCCUUUUUAUAUGGGUGUUACCCCCACCCCUUCUCGGGCAACUGUAAUCACUCAGUGAAGAGCCGCGUCUGGUGUGUUUUUCUAACACUCUAUCUAAGUUACCGAAGAUUUCCAAUCGCGUGGGCUUUAUUUAGAUUUCAAAUCGCGUGAGAUUUAUCUACAUUUCAUAAUGUAAAUAAAUCUGUGUUGUGUAUUACUACCUAAUUUUUCGAGCUCUGGUUUGACCUGGGCGGACUUUUGAAAUUUGGUUGGAGGGAUUACGAGGUGAAAUAUAUUACGUGACCUCUGAGUCGCUUGGCGAAUUUGCAUUAAUAUUCACUCGCGUGUGUGACUCAAAGGUUUGUUUGCGACAGGUCAUAUCCUACUGAUCCGGCUUAGUGGGUCACAAAAGAUCUCCACUUCGAUUCGACGUUCACUCUUCUGAGCUCUUCAGUCGUCCGCCAUAUUUAAACUCAUCGAGACCCCCUGAUCUCUAUAUUUUUCUCACACUAAGAAAGCGAAACGGACAAGAAUGGCGCUUACCGUAUCUCGCAGCUUCGUCACUCGCUCCUGCGUCAGUCGCUUGGUGUUCGCUUGUAAUUCGUCUCAGGGUCUUAACCAGCCCCCAAGAAGUAGAUUGCUUGUUGAGUCUAUUAAGCCGAACGCAACCUUCGCUGCCAAAGAACAGUUCAAAAUCCGUAAGAUAAAGACAGAAGAGGAGUUUGAAAGCGUCAUAAUAAGUUGGAUGGUGGAAGAACGCUGGCGGCCGGGUUUAAAAGAUGCUGAAUGCUUCUUGGCUUGUGAUCCAAGCGGAGCGUUUCUUGGCGAGUUGAACGGGAAACCCAUAGCUUGCGCUACAAUGACAAAAUAUGCUGAGAGAUUUGCUUUCGGUGGUUGUUAUAUUGUGAGCAAGGAAUACAGAGGAAAGGGUUAUGGCGGGAUGCUUUAUGACGCCGCUAUGGCAAGUGUGAUGCCGUCCCGUAGCAUUGCAAUUAUAGGGCUGCUGCAGUGGGAAGAACUGUACAAGCGUAAGGGAUUUCGCAGUAAGUUUUAUGGGGCGCGCUUUGACUUGCACCCUCCAACAGCUAUAACACGCUUCUCUGAAACAUCGGAGAGAUGUCCCGUAAAUAUCAAAUGUAUUGAAGAAAUAGAUCUGCAAGCGUUAUUCAAGUACGACACCACAGUGUUCGGAGUUGAACGUCACGCGUUCUUGUCCAAAUGGCUUCGUAUCCCAGGGAAACAUGGCCGUGUGGCUAUCAACAGUGAAGGUUCAAUCGUGGGUUAUACUGUUGCCCGACCAUUGUUUGCCAAAGAAGAAGGUUACAAGAUUGGCCCGCUCUUUGCAGAUUCCGAGGCAGUUGCAGAGAAGUUAUUGAAAGCAGUCUUUGAAGAGCUUCUUCAAGAGCAACCCGCUCCAGUCGUCUGUAUCGACGCUCCUACAAAGAAGGCGAAAGAGAUUGGCGAAAGGCUUCAGGGGAAGAAGUCACUUGAAACGGUGUACAUGGUCAUGAAUGAUCCCCCUGAUGCAUGUUUUGACAAGUGGUUCGGUAUGACCACCCUUGAACUUGGUUAGUUAAUUAAGGGAAACUUAAUCCAGGAUUAUACCGCCUUUGGGUACGCCCACAACAACAAGAUACAAGCCAAUAGGACUAAUAUAUAUUAUACGACGUUUUGUAUUUCGUAACCUUUUACUUCUUUUACUAUACUACCUUGGCUUAAGCAAUGGGCGAGAAUUUGGCCCACAGUCUAGGUUAAGUAAAAAGGGCGGUCAGUUAAGUCAUUGAUGAUCGAUCUUUUUGAAAAAAAAUAAUGCGUAUAGACGUGUGCUAUUUCUAUGGUGUGUAGAUAGCUAAUUAUUAUCAUCACCGAUCCUCAUCAUCAUGAUCACAAUCAAUAUAAUUAUCACUAUUACUGUCACUGUCACUGUUACUGCCAUUGUCACUGUCACUGUCACUGUACUGUUAUAAUUACUGUCAGUGCCACUGUUACCGUCAUCGUUACUGUCAUUGUCACUGUUACUGUCACUGUCACUGUC
Messenger RNA from Orbicella faveolata, 3115 nucleotides. RefSeq lists its product as uncharacterized. The record is from RefSeq and is a predicted model, not a curated record. NCBI's taxonomy places the organism in Eukaryota, Metazoa, Cnidaria, Anthozoa, Scleractinia, Merulinidae.